AUGGCCAAUCCUGUCCCGUCAGCCUGCUGCGUGGUGCUCGCCGCAGUGGUGGUGGUGUAUGCUCAGAGGCACAGCCAGGACAUCCACAUCCAGUAUGAGCGGGUAGGUGCCGACGUGACCAUGAAGUGUGGCUCCAUGGACUGGGAUGCAGCUGUGACCUGGACAGUCAAUGGCACUGACAUUGAUGACUCCCACCUGAACGGGUCGUACCUGAUCCUGAAGAAAGUGGACCUGACUCAGAACGGCCAGUACUCAUGCUACGAGGGCUCCUCCUGGCAUCUCAAGUACCAGACCUUCCUUAGGGUGGGAGUCCCUCCAAAAGAGCCAGUGCUGAUGUGUCGGUCCAACAACUACCCGAAGGGUUUCUACUGCAGCUGGCACCUGCCCAGCCCCACCUACAUCCCCAACUCCUUCAACAUCUCUGUCAUACAUGGCACGAGAGAGAUGGUCUGUGAAAAGGACAUCUUCCCCAAAAACAGGUGUCACAUCAGAUACCUCCAGCUCUUCUCAACAGUGAAGUACAAGGUUACUCUGACCGUCACGAAUGCUCUGGGCAAAAACUCCACCACUCUCACCUUUGACGAGUUCGCCAUAGUAAAGCCGGAUCCUCCAGAGAGCGUGGUGGCCAAGCCUGUGCCCAAUAACCCGAGGCGGCUGGAAGUGUCAUGGCAGAACCCCUCAUCCUGGCCCGACCCUGAGUCCUUCCCCCUCAAGUUCUUCCUGCGCUAUCGGCCCCUCAUCCUGGACCAGUGGCAGCACGUCGAGCUGUCGGAUGGCACAUCGCACACCAUCACAGAUGCCUAUGCUGGCAAGGAGUACAUCAUCCAGGUGGCCGCCAAAGACAACGACAUCGGCACGUGGAGCGACUGGAGCGUGGCUGUGCAUGCCACCCCCUGGACGGAGGAGCCCAAGCACCUCACCACGGAGGUUCAGAUCACAGAGACGACGAGCACCAGCACUUCCUCUUUCAUGCCGCCCCCCACCACCAAGAUCUGCGACAAGGGGGCCGGAGUGGGCAGUGGCGCCGUGGCAGUGUGUUGGACAGCUGGACUGGUCUUGGCUGCCUAUGGUGUCCUCUUUAUUUAG
Molecule: messenger RNA, 1086 nt
Organism: Centrocercus urophasianus (Greater sage-grouse)
Lineage: Eukaryota; Metazoa; Chordata; Aves; Galliformes; Phasianidae
Gene: CNTFR
Product: ciliary neurotrophic factor receptor
Exons: 7
Coding region: 1-1086 (361 amino acids)
Biological process (GO): cytokine-mediated signaling pathway
Cellular component (GO): membrane; CNTFR-CLCF1 complex; external side of plasma membrane
Molecular function (GO): cytokine binding; ciliary neurotrophic factor receptor activity
Source: RefSeq, a predicted model, not a curated record